Molecule: messenger RNA, 1267 nt
Organism: Aphanomyces invadans
Lineage: Eukaryota; Oomycota; Saprolegniomycetes; Saprolegniales; Verrucalvaceae
Exons: 8
Coding region: 130-1038 (302 amino acids)
Biological process (GO): regulation of DNA-templated transcription
Cellular component (GO): nucleus
Molecular function (GO): DNA-binding transcription factor activity, RNA polymerase II-specific; RNA polymerase II cis-regulatory region sequence-specific DNA binding
Source: RefSeq, a predicted model, not a curated record
CCGUGCAAGGUAGGAUCGCGACUCUUUGGACACAGCCUCGAAGAUCGCGUCUGCCCAACCCACUACCGCAAAGGACGCGACGACACCAGCGGAUACCUCCGUCGAUCCAGCCACAACGCCGCAUUCCACAUGGACAGGUACUCCGACUCAGAAACUGGUGCGAAUCGAGAGAAAGGGGGAAAGAAAUCAUGGACGGCGCAUGAAGAUCAACAGAUCGUCAAGCUCGUGGGUCAGCUCGGGUGCAAGAAUUGGUCCAAGCUCGCCAAGAUCCUGAACGAAGAAUGCGGAAGCAGGAACGGUGUCGAGCGAAGUGGGAAGCAGUGCCGAGAACGAUGGCACAAUCAUUUGGAUGCAUCAAUCACGAAAGGUCCAUGGACAAAGGAAGAGGAGGUGCUCCUAGUUGCUGCCCAUGCCGAGCACGGAAACCAAUGGAGUAAGAUAGCGAAACUCUUUCAUGGACGCACGGACAACGCCAUCAAGAAUCGAUGGUUUGCCAAACAGCGACGGGAGUCUCGCCGUAGUGUGAAAGCUCAGAUGACAAGGACGACAACGCCGCCGUCGGCGUUUUCGGACUCGGACGAAGCGCAGCUUACGCCACGCCACACGACCCACGACCGCGUCCGAGCGUUGUGCUCAGAGUACGGCGGUAUUUCGCCGAAGCCUCAGUCAUGGAUGCAGCAUCCCCUCUCCAAGCAUGACAUCGACCACUGCUUGACUUCGGCGGCGUGGAACCAGGAAGUCCCAUAUCUGUCCGCAUCCCUUUCUCUCUCUCAGCAUCACGCUACUCCAUGGCGAGCGUUGCACCACACCUUGGAUGAGAUGGGCACGUUCGACUUGUCCAUGAUGCCCGACGACGAUGUCGAGAAUGCCAUGGACGCAAGUGCAUACUCCUUUUCGAUGCCACAUAUUUGUGCGACCAGGCCAACAUCACCAGCAAGAGACGUCCACCAGCGUCGCGAUGUCGCUCCACCCCUUCCUGGGAGCGGGUUCCCCUUGGUGGAAAUAGAUUUAGAUUGGACAGAUAAAGUCUUGAUUUGAGCAUAGCCUCUCGACUUUGAUUCCUUUCUUUCAUCCGACACCACCACUCCGUCAGAAGUGUCAUGUCAGCACGACAGUUCGCACUUGUCGCCGUGAAGGGGCACAUCCAAAUCAAGUUGCAACGUGAGCCUGCAGCCAGUAUCCCAACCAUUAGUCCCCACAGUUAACAGCCUAGUUGGCCUUCUUGUCCGCCGCCGAGCGCCACCGACCUGGCCAAACCAACCGCCGC